This is a messenger RNA of Chondrus crispus (carragheen), 2352 nucleotides long. Its product is annotated as Serine/threonine-protein kinase. The record is from RefSeq and is a predicted model, not a curated record. Bases 1 to 2352 code for a protein of 783 amino acids. Gene Ontology annotation, biological process: protein phosphorylation. NCBI's taxonomy places the organism in Eukaryota, Rhodophyta, Florideophyceae, Gigartinales, Gigartinaceae. The transcript has a single exon. Gene Ontology annotation, molecular function: ATP binding; protein kinase activity.
AUGGAGAGACGCGGCGACGAACGCGGAGAGGCCCUGCUGCGCGCGCACCGCGCCGCCGGUUCGCACACCCUGCGCUACACCGCCGUGCACCCCGUCAACCUCGACGGCUGGCUCUCCAAGGAGGGCAAGGCCCUGCGCGCACGCUGCUCGCGUUUCGUCACUUUGAAUGGCCACAUCCUGUCCUCGCAUCGCUCCAAGGGCUCCCCGCCUUCCUGGCAUGUCUCCGUCGCGCACGCCGUCGUCGAGAAGGGCCCGCAUCCGCGAGAGAUCAAGCUCGCGCUUCCGCACCGCGCCCUCUCCUUUAUCGCCCCCAACCAGCACGCGUUCGAAAAGUGGAUCGUCUCCCUGCGGAGGGCGAGCGUCGUGUCCUCGCACGUCGAGGAGUAUUACAACGUCGGGAGGCUCAUUGGGGAGGGCAUGAACGGACAGGUCCGCCUCGCUCACGACUUGCUUACGGAUGAGCAGGUCGCCGUCAAAAUGGUCCCCAGGUUGAAUAGGGAAAAUGAGACGCAGUUUUUGGCACGCGAGAUACAGAUCAUUCUCAGCGUGUCCCAUCCUAAUGUCGUCAGGACUAUUGAUGUGUUCGUGCGUUCGCGACGCAUCCAUUUUGUCAUGGAGUAUCUGGCAGGCGGUGAGCUCUUCGACUUCAUCGCGGAGAACUCCCAGUUCACUGAGGCUCACGCCGCCACCGUCAUGCUCGAUUUGCUCAACGCGCUUUCCUAUCUGCACUCGAGAGGCAUUGCCCACCGCGACGUCAAGUUGGAAAAUCUUCUUUGCGCUAAUACCACCUGGCCGCUUAAUGUCAAGCUCGCCGAUUUUGGCUUUGCCAACUAUGUCAGCAAGACUGACGAGCCCAUGCUUUCUAGCUUUGUUGGUACCCCGUACUAUAUUGCCCCCGAGAUGCUGCGCGGAUCUCCCCAUGGCCAGGCGGUUGAUGUUUGGGCCAGCGGCGUCGUCUUGUAUAUUUUGCUCAGCGGCAAGUUUCCGUUUGGAGGCAAGAACGAGUCUGAGUACUAUCAACGUGUCCUCUCUAAGGAGGCCUACUUUCCCAAUGAAGAAUGGAGCAAUGUGUCUGAAGACGCGAAGAACCUUGUUCGAGGAAUGCUGUGCAAGGAUCCGAGACGAAGGCUCACUGCAGAGCAAUGUCUCAAACAUCCGUGGAUGAGGCGUUCAGAAGUCAUCGAUUCCGUCACGCUGGACGGCGAGGUGUUUCCCGUCGAUCCCAUGCCAUCCGCCCUCUCAGAUGCCGGUAUGGACACUAUCAACUCGCAACCACCAAUACACAUUCGCGCCAUGUCAGACGCGGACGCAGAAAUGCCGGCCAGCGAGUCAGUGGGUAGGGCGGCGACACCUCCGUCCUCGCACAAGUCUCGAUUCCGAAAGUCUGAAAAGCAACAUUUCCUGCGAACGCCUGGUAUGUUUAAGGAUAAUCGCGAAAAGAAGGGCAAAUCGCGAUACCUCGGCAUGCUCAAUCACUCGAUCAACGCUCCUACGCCUGAGAUGCUUGCAACUCGCGCAGAAGCGGACAUUGUACCACACCGACCGACGCCGGAGGUCCGCGAAAGUGCGGCACCAAACACACCUACUUCAUUUGAUGAGAUUUUACCUUCGGAAGAACCAACAAUGUAUCGACGACCGAGUUUAAUCCGCCGAUUGCUGUCCUCUGGAAAGUUAUCGCUGGAUAGAUACGACUGCCGAUUCCCGUCAUUUCGAGGAAGUGUUGAAGAGCACGCAGAUGAGGCGUCGGCCACCCCUCGGAAGACGCUCUCUCUGUUCUCCAAGGAUGGGCCGUUGCGCAGGUCCUUCCACCGCGGCGGAGAGAACCGCUCGACUGAUGAUGGCAUCAACUUUGUUGAUGCUAACGCCCAGCGACUGCCUCCAAAAAUUGCAAGGGAGCGACAACGCCAACAACGCCUGGCUGCUGCUUCGCGGCGGGCUUCUCGAGGCCAUGGAAUCUUCAGUCAUCGCAAGUCGGCAACGCAACAGUACACGAUGCAGCAGCAGCAGUCAGAAGGAUACCAUUCGUCACCAAGAUUGCAGGCGCCGCUUCAUCCAUUAUCAUCCAUCCCAACGCCACCCGGCCAGCGCGGGCCCGUUCCAGGUCCCAGUUUGAUUGGCAACUCAUUGAUGAAACGCCGUAUGACGGCUGGUGCGGGCGCGUAUAUGGGAAGUUCUCAAAUAGGAGUGCCCAACGUGCCCAACGUAACAAGUUAUGGAAGUCUACAGAAUAGAGGCUUGUCUGAUCAUAUCGACGAUGGGACGGUCCGUCGUACAAUGAGCGCCGAUGUAACGCCGGUUGGCCACUUCAGCACGAAUUAUAUUUCGUCGCAGUCGGUGACUGGACGAUUGUGA